Messenger RNA from Cavenderia fasciculata, 252 nucleotides. RefSeq lists its product as uncharacterized. Gene Ontology annotation, biological process: actin cytoskeleton organization. Gene Ontology annotation, cellular component: cytoplasm. The record is from RefSeq and is a predicted model, not a curated record. The coding region runs from base 1 to 252 and encodes 83 amino acids. Lineage: Eukaryota; Evosea; Eumycetozoa; Acytosteliales; Cavenderiaceae. The transcript is spliced from 4 exons.
AUGUCAUUCGGAGGAGGUGAAGCUUGCCCAGUGUGCGAAAAGAAGGUAUAUUUUGCUGAAAAGGCAUUAGGACCACAAGGAAAAUCAUAUCACAAGGCAUGUCUUGUUUGUACUGCAUGUAAAAAAUCUCUAGAUAGUACCAACUUGUGUGAAAAGGAUUCAAAGCCAUAUUGCAAGGCUUGUUAUGGAAAGAACUUUGGUCCAAAGGGCUUUGGUUUUGCUGGUGGAGCUGCAAUCAUGCACACCAACUAA